This is a messenger RNA of Cydia splendana, 5550 nucleotides long. RefSeq names its product protein Smaug (gene smg). The transcript is spliced from 7 exons. Gene Ontology annotation, molecular function: protein binding; translation repressor activity; mRNA binding. Bases 45 to 2006 code for a protein of 653 amino acids. NCBI's taxonomy places the organism in Eukaryota, Metazoa, Arthropoda, Insecta, Lepidoptera, Tortricidae. The record is from RefSeq and is a predicted model, not a curated record. Gene Ontology annotation, biological process: regulation of mRNA stability; negative regulation of translation; nuclear-transcribed mRNA poly(A) tail shortening. Gene Ontology annotation, cellular component: P-body.
UUGUCUUCAAUAUUUUACCCGACUGGUGGUACUAAUUUUCUGUUAUGGCAACAACUAGUCAGCCAUUUUGGAUUUUAGUAGUUAGACGACCGUCCGUCUCAAAAAAACAAUUGUUUUCAAUCUACCUGUUAUUUAUACACAAAUAUAACGCGAGUGCAACGUAUCAAGCCGCCCAACAUUCUAGCAACUUCAGCGUCCGGACCCAGUAUCGACCACUGCUCGUCGCGGCGGGCCCGAUCAGCUGUCAGGAACCUUUGACGUGUAGAACACAAACAAAUUUGUUAACGUGCUAUGCUGUUAACAUGAACGCCACUUUUUACGAGCAACUGGGCGGCGUUGCGGGGGUUUUUGAACAGUGGGGCGCCUGCGAGCGGACUGUGGUCGCCUGCGCUUUGGCGCGGCGAGUGCCCGUGCCGGGGCUGAGGCUCCUCCAGAGGGCUGUGGACGCAGCUCUAAGAGACCACGGGCCUGACGAGAGACUCGAGAGGGACGCUAAUGACGAGACGGUUCUCGCCGGGCUACUUGACGACGACGAAGAUGAGGGCGAAUGCCUCCAUCGUCUGCUGACGCUACUCCCGCUCCUGCGGACAGACAACGCGGCCGCCAAGGACCUCUACGUGUCGGCGGCGCCGCGUCUGGUGCAGCGGUGUGUGGACUCGCGACGGCCUCCUGAACUGUGUUUACAGUUGUUAAGAUAUUUGUUGGUGCAUCCUGCGCUCACAGCUAUGGAUCAGAGAACCCUAACACAAUGGCUCCGCUACCUAGAAAACCACAUGUCCGGCGCCCGACCCGACUCAGUUUGGCAACAGCCGAGCCUCCCCGAACACAACAUAUGGGGCGCAUCCACCUUCCGACGUACCAUCGGCAAAAACGUCGACUAUAGACACCUCACCGACCCCAUAGAAUUGACUUUCUCUACAGAUUUACUACAAGAAUCCUUCUCAAAGAACGGCAGAGAUGUAGACAUAAGUUUAGAAGGAGACAAGCUAAACUUUGAUGCUUGCAUAUCGCAGCCAAAAUCCCAAAGAUCAAGCAGCUUAACCCCACCUUCAACAAACUUCAUACACAUGUCUUCAUCCGCUGAAAAUUUAGCAGAUGAACCGUUUGUUCAGAAACCUAGAAGUUUUUCUUUAUCGAGUGAACAUAGUUUAGGAAUAAGGCCUAUCAUAAUGUAUGGGACGACGGGGAGUGAGACAAGACUUGAUGAUUUGAGGUCGAAUAAGUUUACAGAGUUUCCGGGGAUGUCAACAGUGGCUCAGUGGUUAAAGAGUUUGAGGCUACAUAAGUAUGUGUGGUUGUUUACUAACAUCAGCUAUGAGCAGAUGAUGGCUAUAGAUGAAGAGUAUUUGGAGAAAUUAGGUGUAACAAAAGGCGCUCGCCACAAGCUCUUGCUCUCCAUAAACAAACUACACGAACGACCCGCCAUACUAGACGGAGUGGCCGCCGAGCUCACCAGCGGAGCGCCCCAAGCCGCCGCGAGAGCCCUAGAGCGAUUGAGACAAGUGUUGUUGAGCCCUAUGCCUCCGGAGUCACCUCUGCCGGCGCAGAUAGUCAGUGUUUUGGAGACAGCAUCAACAUGUAUCCCAGAAACCACAGUGCCGAUGCGAGACAUAGAUGACGAUGAACAGCGAGACCCCAUGUCGUUACAUUGUUGGCUCGUUGAAAAGGCGCUCCACCACGGGUCGUUCCGCGCGGCGGGGCUGCAGGCGGCGCUGCGGCGGCUGCGGCACCGCCUGCCGCCGCGCACCUUCUACCGCCACGUCGGCGACCAGCCGCCGAGGCGAGCGCCCAAACCACGCUGGCGCGCCGGGCCGCACUACCCUCGCGCGCCGCGGCCCUGGCUCCCCCCUCCCCCGCCUCCCCCGCCGCGCCCCAAGUCGCACUCGUACCCCCCCUUCCCCCCCGCCGCCGCCGCCGCCGCCGCGCUGCUGCGCCCCGCGCCCCGCGACGACUACUCCAGCCUCGACGCCCUGUGCCUGCAGAUGACCGAGCAGGCCAUCAACUGAACCUGGAAGGUUACUAUUUCACAUUGGUAUGACUCACGAAAACGUUUCUACUGAAAAGUAGGCCCGAUCCCCGCCUCCGCCCCGAAUGCCGCUAAACGGGCCGUCAUUUUUACAUCGGUAUCGAAAAGAAUUUGAAAUAGAGGCGAGUUGUCGUGGUAAAUUAUGUAGCCCCGGUAAAUUUACUGCUAUAUUUCGACAGAAAAUUAAAACUUUUAGAACGCCGUUUGACUUUGAACGAUGGCGCCGUACCUUUGACCUGGUCCGGAGUGGAUGGCGUUACACUAUAUUCUCUUUGUCGGUAUGAAUACUAGUAAUUGCAAACAUCUUAGCCUAUUUCUACUUUAAAGUAGUAAAGAUUCGCGACCUCUGCCCCGCGACGUAAAUUCGACUCUUAACAAGUUUCACUCUAUUUCUUAUUCAUUCUGUAACUUAUUCGAUACAAAAUAUACACAAAUGUAAAUCAAAAUGAAGCCAAACAUACCAAUAAUUAAAAUUCUAACAUACCAAUGUUAAAUAUUUAUGCUGAUAAGGUAGGGACGGUUUUUAUUGUAUUAAAAGUAUGAAAAUAAAACACUAAACUCAGUUGCUAGAACGACUUUAUUAUGAAAUUGCCUAAGUUUUAUAGGCAGAUAUUAUUGACAUUUAAUCAAAUAAUCAGUCGAAACAUGUAUAAAUUAUACUUGCAUUAUUAUUAAUUAUUUUUAUUCAUUGUCUAAUGGACCUAAAUCGAAUUAUUCGCAAUAUGAUAUCUUAGACUAAAAUUAUUUGCUUUGUAGCAAUUUGAAUGUAUAUUUAUUAUCAAUUUUAUGGCACAAUUCAUAUGCAUGGACAUAUAGAUUUCUUAGCGGAAUCCUUUAUUUUUAUUAUUUAUUUUGUUUGACAGUUCGCGACGUGUUCGCACGAACUUAUUUUUAAGGAGGUUAAAGGCGUUACACACGAUCCAAUUUUGCUUAUCAUGAGAUGAGACAAUUUUAACUAGGUACAACUAAGUUACGCGUCGUUUUCGACGCAACUUGUAAGAAGAUAUUAAAUCAAAGCAUAUUGUCUCUUUCAUCAAAUCGGAUCGAAAUUGGAUUGUGUAACUGCGAAAUAAAUGUAUUUUUUGUAAAUAAAUGCUAGAGAAAUGAUAGGGUAUGCUUUAAAUUAUAUAUAGGCAAUGACGAAUAGAUGCCUCGGAGAAAAUACAAAUUAUUCCUAAGACAUAGUACCUUAACGUAUAUUUACGACCAUUUAGCCGCGAGGGACGUUAUGCUGUAGCUUUUUUAUAAAAAAAAUAUUUCGUUGAAUGUAACAGUAAGCCUUCGAUACGUUAAAUAUCGACCUGUAAAGUUUUAAAGUGGAAAUGCAUAUGCUAAACAAUAUUAUAUGUACAUUAGUUAGUCAAAUUCGCUAUUGCAUAACUCCACUCAGUUGACAGCAAAAAAAUUUUACAUUGCUUGUGUGUUAGUGUAAAUUACUGAGAACUGAAGUUUUAAAGCAGUACAAACAAGCGCAAUAAAAAAGGUCGAUUUCAAAAGAAGUUUCUAUCAAAAUGACCCGUAUUUAUUUCGCCUGUGAGCGUAUUUUUUGCUGUCAAUAUUUCUUUAACUGUUGAUAUACGUAAUAAUACUUAGAAAUAUCGCUUCCAAUAGUAUUCUAAUAAAAUUCGACGACAUCGAGCUGUAUUGUAAGGACCUACCGCGAAAAACAAAAUGUCCUUAUCUCACUAUCGUUCUAACAUAUUCGAGCGAUAGAGAGGCAGAUAAAGAAAUUCCGAUUUUAGUUUUUCGCGAUAGGGCCUCUCAUUUUCUCUGGUGCUAGGCGCAAGUUUGAUUUCAGCUAUAUGUUUGAUAUGAGAACGUUAUAUUAGUUUUUUUUUUCAAUUGAAUAUUUGUCAUAUUCUGAAUUAAACUAUUCCCAAUAUUAUAGGAGAUGAUUUUAAAAUGGCAUUAACUAAUCCAUAAACCGAAACUUGAAUUGAGCGUUUUCAUAGCAGAUUGUAGUUGUAACUAGUUUAGGCGAAACGGCCUAAAUUGUACGUACGCGUGAAAGGGAUAGCGAAUCCCAUUUGUCCUUUGUAUGAACAGGACAAAAAAUGUGUGUAUGGUAGUUCCCCCUUGGCUAACAGUCCAGACUUUUCUGCGCGAUACUCAAAAAAUCGGGAUCCAAUUUAUCGUGUAGUGUAAUAGCGCUUUAAGUUAAUCGUAUAAGCAUCCGUCCCUUUGAGAGCUCGAUAGUACGGAUGUAUAAAGAUAGCAUUUUUUCUAAGAAUGUAAUUUUUAUGCGCGUUUUAUAACAUUAGUGAGUUUCGAAAUGGUUUUAUGCGCGUAUUUCAAUCCCUCUUUCUUGCUUCAGUUAUUGGUAGUAAACUAUAUUACUUUCUCUCUAGCAGAUAGCUCUAGUUUUAAGAGGGUAAAACGCGCGUAGAAAAUAGAUCUUUGAAAAAUAAGCCUAACCGAGGUAGCGUGGAAUGCCGGAGAUGUGAAUGUUUGUGUCGGCAAAUUAAACUUCUAAUAGAUAUAUGUUUAUUUGAUUUUGAGGUCUUCAGACGUAACAAUCUGACUGCAAACUUGUUUCAUCUCUUGCGAUCAGAAAUGCCUUCAGAAUGGUAAGAUUUGUCAGUUUAAUCGCUUCGUCUGCAGAGCCCAUAAGCCAGCGCGCCUAUUAGUCGCAUUUUUAUAGUUUAUCGUUGGGGAUAAACCCAUUAAUCACUCUCAAACUUGUCAGUCCAUGGCGCAAGUCUUAUCCACGGUUAUAAACAAUAAAACGGACCUUAAUAGGACAAAUGUGCCGUUUUCAAACGGUAACUUAUUGUCGGUUGUGAUAAGGCAUUAUUGCCAUGUGAUGCGAUUGGAAAUCACACUUAUUUUAUCUGCAACCGAUAUUAUGGUACAUUAUUCCUGAAAACAUCACAAAAUAAAUGAUAGUUUAAUUUGUCGACUGAUGUCGUGUUGUCGCUUGUGUCGUGUCGAUUGUUAACUUUGUUAAAUGUUAUAUCGCGUAAGCCGUGUACAUCAUUACGCGGUUAUCACACUGAAGAUCCGCACGCCACUACGGUGUGUGAGCGAGACAGCGCUAUGCGCGUAUAUGGCGGUGUACUCACACACCAUAGCGGCGAACGGAUCAAAUGUGAAGACCGUGAAUGUAGUUAGACCUAAUCGUUGACUGAAUGCAUAAUUUAUGUAAUUUCAAUACUUUUUUUUACACAUUUUUAUUAAUUUAUCAGCAAUAUUUAUUUUGACUGGAUCAAAAGUUUGAUGGAACGUGUGCAAUUUUGCGUAUUUUAAGAUUAAUUGUAAAUAUGUUAUUUGCGUAAAUAAGUUAUUGUUUUGUACAAAUGAAAUACCGUUGACCAGAUUUAGAUUAAGCCGAUUGCAGUCUGUCUUAGGCCACCAAAAUAUAGUUUUGUAAUAGACAAAGAUUCUAUAUAGUAGCGAAUAUAUUCCAAGGCUGUACCAUUGCUUCUUUACUUGAUUUCGGCGUUUAUUGUUUAGCGGACUGUGAUAUGUGGUUUGUUUUACGAUCAUGUUUAUCGGCACUAAGAAUAUAGCAUAAUGUGACUGUU